Alosa alosa (allis shad) is the source of this 2816-nucleotide messenger RNA. RefSeq lists its product as uncharacterized. NCBI's taxonomy places the organism in Eukaryota, Metazoa, Chordata, Actinopteri, Clupeiformes, Clupeidae. The record is from RefSeq and is a predicted model, not a curated record. The coding region runs from base 1825 to 2502 and encodes 225 amino acids. The transcript has 2 exons.
UCUCUCUCCUCUUCUCUCGACAUAUUGUUAGUAAUAUUGAUGGACUAACGAUUUUUAUAGAAAAUAAAUCCUUAAAAGUAGUACUAUUUCGGAGGCGCUGUUGUCGCAAUACAAUCAAAGAUGUGGUAGCUAGUCUUUAAAAAGAAAUGUAACAUGCCAAGCUCAUAAAUUGUUCUACUGCCAUAUUCAAGACAGUGUUCUUGUUUGUCCAUCUUAGGCUACUUGUUCCAUUACACUUAAUCCGUUCGAUCUUGUUGUAAUUUUGACAAGGGAGGCAUUCCUUAUCCGUGGUGCUCCUAGUAAACUCCAAAGUCAAGAGCUCUGUCUAGACGAACUUGAGUGACUAACACUUUCCCACCGAUGUCCUUGUUUGCCCAUUGCCUUUUUUGGGGAAAUUUAACCAUGGUGCAGAAGAGUUUUUUCAAACUGAGCCUUGGCUGCACCGUCAGACCAGUGUCUAGAAACUGUUGUUAUAUUCGUCAGCGCUCAUAUUUACUAAUAGGGUUUACAUUUUUGGCAUAGGCGUUUCAGUAGACUCAGCAAUCGUUGUACUGGUGGUUGCAGCUGCAGCUGCAGCCUUUCCCCUAUCGGCCUGUCUGCAGCAAACACAGUGGCGUGCCAAUGCUACCACAGACAGUUCAGCAACUCUUAGCAAAGAUUUCUUUUCCAUUCUGUCGAUUGCCAAAUUUUUUUGGGGUUGACCUUAAUUGACCUACGAUGUUCUGUCCAUUUGGAGUGUUUUGACUGGCUUGGCAAAAGGACCAUGCGGUUUGUGGGAAAUGACGGAAUAACAGUUCAGUUCGUGUGUGAAGCUUGUUUAUGUAAUGACCCAAAAGACCUAUAAACUUAAAAGGGGUUUGUGGUUUAGUUUCUUAAAGUAUGAGCUUAUAGGCCUAGGCGAGGCUACUUUAAUUCUCCGAUAGAAACUUUGACAAAUGAAAUGUACAAGUCAUGAUGGGUUGAAUAAUGCACACACAUUUAGAUGAUACAUUGUGUAGGUUAUAAAUAGUUUCAAGAUGGCAUCACUUGUGUGCCACUGCUGGAGGACUGAUGUUCAGGAAAACAAGUCUUUCUAUUUAUCUGUCUAUCCAAAAAUGUGUGUGUGUGUGUGCGUGUGUGUGUUUAUGUACAGAAUGUGUGUAUAUGAGCGAUCCUUAGCAGACAGAGGGAAUGCUGUAGCAACCGAAACCAUGCAGCUUUGCUGGCCAGCACGGGCCAAAAUGACACGCCCAGAUCUGAGUCAUGGGAUCUAAUGCAGGACAGCUGGAGGGAUCGAACAUGGCAGGACCCAUCAGGGGAUAAACACUAGUUGACCUCUCGAACCCAACCGAGUGGAGAUUUGCGGCCAACAUAAAUCUCCCCAUCUGAUGGGGGAGAGCACAGGAAACCCAUGGUGUGGCGUGACCUCAACACUGGACACGACCACAAGCUGCCCAGGCAUGUUGUGUGAUUUGAGGCCCUGACUUCGUUUCACAACUGCUGGCGGCGCAGCUCUUGGAUGCCUCUGUCGCCAGACCUCCUCUGCACCUUACAGAGGGAACUAGAUCCUCCAUUUCGGAGGGGGAUCAGAGGAGCCAUCUUGGCCUGACUUCAGAGCACUGAAGACUGCUUGGUUUUUUGUUCUUUCUUUCUGUCUGUCUUUCUUGCUUCUUUCUGUUCGUUAUAAACUGUGUUGGUACUUUUUCAGAAACACAUACAUUCUCUCUCUCUCACACACACACACACACACACACACACACACACAGUCUGAAUCCAUGUCUCAGAAUAAGCCUGCAAGCCUGUUUGCCUCAGCACCUCCAAUCUGAGGCUAGCCACCAGGUCACCAUGACUCUCCUGGGUGUGUGUAAGCGUGCAGUCCUUUCCUGCCUGUUCUGGUUGACGGUAGCCCCUGGGCCUUUGCGUGGCGAUUUCCACGUGGCACACGUGACGGACCACGGCCUGCGCACCUGCGUGUGCGAGCGUGAGCUGCCCCCCUGCAGUCCACUCCACGGCGUCGCCGAGUGCGUCUGCAAGGACCUCCCGCUCUCCUGGCUGCAGCGGGCCGAGGGCAAGGGCCUGGUGCAGCGGCGCCGGCUCUCCAUCUGGUACUCUUCGCCGCCCAACGUCGCCCUCUAUCUAGACAACGCGGAGGUGCGCCACCUGUCGCUGGUCAGGUGCUCCGCCACGGCUGCGGUGCCAAGCAGCGUGGCUGCCUCUACCGUCUCCGCCGGUGCAUCUCCCGAGCACUUUGUGGUGCAGAGGCUGGAGCAGCUGACGGUGUGGCUCUGCCGGCUCGGCUCCAGUCAGGAGAUGUACCUGGGAAGGGAGAUGGGCGCGGCACACCACGAGGAGGCCCGCAUCGCCGUCAUCAACACGGCCGCGCUGGCAGGGGAGCUCAGGCUCAAAGCCUACACGGUGCGCACCGGCCUGGACGCCAACGGGCUCCUGCCCUUCCCCAACCUGCACACGCUGCCCCGCGAACUCCCGGACAGUUCCAGCAUAUUUGUGACCUUCCUCUAUUGAGCGAUGCCAAACACAAUGGCGGAAAAAGGAUUGUAAAGUAUUGGUACAGAAAGAAUUGUAAAAAUUGAGUUGUGACACAAUUGUAGAGUUUUUUUUUUUCUUUUAUGAAUGUAUGAUUGAUUGGGAGCUAUUUGACUAAGCCAGCACUAAUAAACACUUUAAACAUACAAGAAAAUGAUUUCGUUAUGAGAUGUGCAUGUAUUUGUUUAGCAAUAUUAAGAGCCGUUUUCUCUAUGAACAGUGAGGCUAAACUGUGUUAGAAAUUACAGCUGCAGAUGUGAACUGUACAGGCAUUUCUUGGGAGAUUGUUAAGC